Messenger RNA from Nicotiana tabacum (common tobacco), 804 nucleotides. The record is from RefSeq and is a predicted model, not a curated record. NCBI's taxonomy places the organism in Eukaryota, Viridiplantae, Streptophyta, Magnoliopsida, Solanales, Solanaceae.
AUGGCGAAUCUGUAUGGACUACAGAAGAUUGAACAAGGGCACCCGAAAAGACCAUUUCCCCCUGUGUUCAUCGAUCAGAUGUUAGAUAGGUUGGUAGGGAGGUUCCAUUUUUGCUUCUUGGAUGGAUACUCGGGGUAUAACCAGAUCUCUAUUACCCUAGAGGAUAGAGAGAAAACAUCAUUCACCUAUCCAUAUGACAACUCUGCUUUUCGGAGAAUGUCGUUUGGCCUAUGCAAUGCACCCACCACAUUCCAAAGGUCAUACCUGAUAGGCGCUAAGGUAAUUGUUUAUAUUGACCAUGAUGCUCUCAGGUACUUAAUUGAUAAGGAGUCAAAGCCACGCAUAAUUUUAUGGGUGCUUCUACUACAAGAAUUUGACUUGGAAAUCCGUGACCGAUAUGGAACGGAGAACCAAGUGGUUGACCACUUGUCCAUGCUGGAAGGAGCACAGAAGAAAGUUGAGGUAGAAGAUAUCGUGGAGACGAUUAUGGAUGAACAACUAUUGUCCACAAGCCUUGAGUAUUGGGAAGAGCCUUAUUUGUUCAGGAUUUGUAUUGAUAGCAUGAUCCGAAGAUGUAUCUCCGAGACAGACCAAUCUUCUAUUUUACAGGCUUGUCACGCGUCCCCGUAUGGUGGCCAUUUUGGAGGAGUAAGGACAAUUGUAAAAGUGUUGGAGUCGGGCUUCUACUGGCCGACAUUGUUAAAAGAUGCACACUUCUGGGUGAAGGGUUGUGAUGAAUGCCAACGGACCGGGAAUAUUUUCCGUCGACAUGAGAUGCCUAUGAAAGCAAUUCAGGAGGUGUAG